Molecule: messenger RNA, 1224 nt
Organism: Chanos chanos (milkfish)
Lineage: Eukaryota; Metazoa; Chordata; Actinopteri; Gonorynchiformes; Chanidae
Gene: ndr1
Product: nodal-related 1
Exons: 3
Coding region: 1-1224 (407 amino acids)
Cellular component (GO): extracellular region
Molecular function (GO): cytokine activity; growth factor activity
Source: RefSeq, a predicted model, not a curated record
AUGAAACGGUUUGUCAUCGAGAUCUUCUGCACUCUCCUCGUGCACUUGGUCCAGGCUGCGGGCUCCAGUUCGUUUCCCGGUUUCCACGAGGCAAUUUUCAAGAGAAUGCGGGCAUCCUCGAAAGUUGGUGGAAGUCAGACGAUUUCUGCUCGACCUUCCAACAGAUACCCACACUACAUGAUGCAUCUCUACCGAACAUUACUCGCUGGAGAUGGUGGAAGAUCAUCUCACAGUACCUCUGGCGGUGCUAGUCAUGACAACCCAACUUUGCACAACUCUGACUCGGUCCUGAGCUUGGUUGCGAAAAGUUGCCAGCAAGUUGGUGAGAGGUGGUCAGUAACCUUUGAUAUGUCAUCCAUCUCAGCAAGUGACAAUGUCCAAAGGUCGGAGCUGCGUAUACACCUGCCAGAGUUCUCAGCCUCCAGACACGUGGCUGUAGACAUAUAUCAUGCUUCCAAGCAUGAGUGUACCCACGGUGUCCCUUGUUUGGAGGAGAAUCUUCACCUGGGCAGUAUUACAGCAACACCAAGCGACUCUACCUCCCAUUCCUCUUGGAGGGUCCUCAACAUCACAGCCUUACUCAAGUACUGGCUGCACCAAGGAGAUCCAGUGCUCAACCAGGAACAUGUUGAGGGAGCUGAGAAGGGAGAGGAGGAACGAGAGAGUGUCCAUCACCCCACAGAGGACAGAGUCAUGAUGGUGGUCUAUUCCAAGCAGAAUCCGACAGCGGGCGGACAGAGAGCGUCGACUCUUAUCCGUACCGCUGAGCACUCCAAGUACGUGGUUCUGGAUCGUUCCGGAGAGUCUGCCGGUAGACGUCACAAGAGAAACCACAGGGGUCAUGAGAGAGUGCGCGAAGCUGCCGGCUCUGGCAUGGCUCCCAGUACGUCUCCGGCGGAAAGCGAGAGGAAGCCACUGUGCAGGAAGGUGGAUAUGUGGGUCGAUUUUGACCAGAUUGGCUGGAGUGAGUGGAUUGUUUAUCCCAAGCGCUAUAAUGCUUAUCGUUGUGAGGGGAGCUGCCCCACACCACUGGAUGAGACAUUCACUCCAACAAACCACGCAUACAUGCAGAGUCUACUGAAAUUGCACCAUCCUGACCGCGUUCCGUGUCCGUCUUGCGUGCCGACCCGUCUGGGCCCUCUUUCCAUGCUGUAUUUUGAGAAUGGGAAAGUGGUAAUGAGGCACCAUGAGGGUAUGGUGGUGGAGGAAUGUGGCUGCCAUUAA